AUGGGCCAACUGCAUGAUCCGCUGGUGGUCGGCAAGACCUUCAUGGCGGGAUCCACGGACCCGACAGCCGGAAGCACGGCGUGGGCACUGACGAGCCAUGGCAUUUCAGAGAAGCUCUUCACCGUGGACGAGACCGGCAACAUUGUGCCCCAGGUGGGUCAGUCUGUUUCCAAGGUGGACACCUUCACCUGGGAUGUCACUCUCACCCCCGGCUACAAGUUCUCUGACGGCACCGAUGUCACGGCACAGCAUGUCGCAGAUGCGUUGACGGAGCUGAACCAGCAGAACUCCGGAGCCCAGGCUUCGUUGGGCACCAUGACGGUGACGGCGCCGGACGCCUCGACGGUGAGGAUCGUCUCGGAGCGUGCCACGCCCGUAAUGGACGCUGUGCUGGCGGAGUGGCCUUUCGUGGUGUAUUUGAAUAAGGGGGGCCAGAGGUACUUCACGGGACCAUACAAAGUUGAGACUUUCGUCAGCGGCGACCACAUCGACUUGGUGCCGAACACCCAUUAUGUCCGUGCCUUGGAGAGGCCGCUGCUGAAGAUCCAGCGGUUCUCCACAGGAACGGCCGUGGCCGAGGCCUUGGAGCAGGGACAGGUCGACAUGGCCUUCCACCUCCCGGUGGACGAGCUGCCCGCCUUGCGACAGGUGACUGGGGUCACGGUCAAGUCCUUCCUGGUCGGCUACCACUACAUGAUGUGGCACAACAGUCUCCGGUCUCCCCUCUCCGACAAGCGGCUGCGCCAGGCCGUCGACCUUGCGCUGGACCGCCAGGAGCUUACUCAAGAGCUGCGUGGUGGACGGCCGACCAGGAGCCUUUUUCCGGAGAACUCUCCCUACCACUCAGGGGAGGCCGUACCGCAUGCGGACAAGGCCGGGGCGGAGGCUCUCAUCGAGUCCGCCGGCUGGGUGAAAAACUCCACCGGCUUCUACGAGAAGAACGGUGCUCCCCUCACUCUGAGGCUCGUGGCUUAUCCCCAGCGCCCGGGCUUGGUCCUCAUGCAGCCGACGAUCCAGAUGCGCUUGCAGGCGCUGGGCAUCGUGGUGAACACCCACGUCACCGACGGCUCAAGUUGGGACGAGCUGGAUGCGAUCAUGGCCGCGCGCGACUUCGACCUCCUCCUUUGGGCGCAGCACACUCUUCCGGCGGGCGAUCCGCAGUGGUUUCUGAACUCCUUCUUCCGCAGCGAUGGCGGCAACAACCAUGCCGGCCUGAACUCCAGCGUCAUCGACGGCCUCUUGGAUGACCUGGGCCACACGGAGCAGCACUCUGCUCGGGUGGCCGACACGCUGGCAGUGCACCAGGCCAUCCUCGAGGAAGUGCCCGUCAGCAACUUGAUGACGCCUUCCUGGCACGUGGGCCUCAGCUCGCGGCUGGCGGAGUACGAGCCCUGGGGCUCCGAUUACUAUGUCAUCCACGCCGACUUCGGUCUUCCCGACACCACCACAACCACCACUGCCGAGUCCGAGAACGUCAGCGCCGCCCACUACCCGUCCUGGUAUGGCGGCCUGGUCCUCGCCGUUUUGGGCCUCCCGGCCUCGAUCCUCUGA
Symbiodinium sp. CCMP2592 is the source of this 1551-nucleotide messenger RNA. The record is from the annotation of a GenBank genome assembly. Lineage: Eukaryota; Dinophyceae; Suessiales; Symbiodiniaceae.